Messenger RNA from Vigna umbellata (rice bean), 859 nucleotides. Its product is annotated as PTB domain engulfment adapter. Lineage: Eukaryota; Viridiplantae; Streptophyta; Magnoliopsida; Fabales; Fabaceae. The record is from RefSeq and is a predicted model, not a curated record.
GGGAUAUUUCGACAUGAAAUUUGAGGCAGAGAAGAUAGAGUUGAAUUGAGCCCUUUAGUUUAGCGGUGUCUGUAAUCUAUGUAGAUUUUGGCUUUGGUAGUUAUUGUGGCAGAAAAAUGGCGUCGUUGUUUUCGAAUUCUCCAAUGGUAAGAGGAAGAGAUGAAGUGUAUGUUGCUGCAAUGCCUCUGAGGGCUACAAAGGGACCACCCCAGUUGCUUAUGUCUGCUGCUUACUCUCUCAAUUUCUGGGAUUUGCAGCAUUUCAUGGUCAUCAUCAAACCCUAUUCACCUUCUCAGGUUCUGGUUUUUGAUUUUCAGCCCAAAGAUCCUGAAGAUAUAUAUGUGGCACUGGCAGCUUUGUAUGGUACAGCAGUGCCAGGAGCUGUUCUUGUGAGGAAGUUACAAAAGUUACCAAGAAACAAAUGCUGGCUUGUUGGAUAUUCAACUGAGGAUGCAAUGGAAAUAGCAGAAGAAUUCAACAAAAAAUGGGAAACAAAUUUGAGAAUUGGCCUACACGAUUGUCGCGAUUAUACCAACAGUUUGGUUAGGCAACUCACUGGCGAAAAAGAUGUGCUGGAACGUCUGAGAAACAUUGGUGGUUAGAGGGAAUUCACUGUCUUUCUAGACAAAGUUAAACAUAGUGUUUAACUUUUGUCUUUUCAGAUUAAUGUAGGACUUUGAGUCAAGUUUGAAUUAUUUUCAACAUAAAUGAAUUCUAGUUAGUUGUAUAUUCAUCUGUAGAUAAUUAGAAGUCCCAGCUAAGUAAUCCUAAUAAUGGUGAUAGAUUAUGAAAACUACCACGUUGUGGUUGUUGUAUACUUCAUUAUACUAUACCAGUGAAUGUCGAUGUUUAUCUUAAA